GAGAUUCACUGGCGCUACUCUCGCGAUACGUCCUCAGUGGGUCGCGGAGCAGUAUGGCAGCCGUCGCGCUGAGGUCCUGCCGCAGAGGACUUUCACACAUAUUAAGUAAUGGAGGGCUCGCAGCUUUGUCUUCAAAGCGUCUGGAAGGAGACAGGAGACACAAGUCCACAGUCCAGUAUGCUUCACGACCAGACCUCCCAAAGCUGGCCUACAGAAGAGUGAAGGGGAAGAGUCCAGGUGUGGUCUUCCUCCCUGGAUAUGGGUCCAACAUGAAUGGGCAGAAAGCCGAGUCACUGGAGGAGUUUUGUAGGUCACUAGGACACUCAUACCUUAGGUUUGACUACACAGGACAUGGGGCCUCGGAGGGGGUGCUAGCAGAAGGAACUAUCGGUACCUGGAAAAAAGAUGUUCUUUUCGUUUUGGACGAGUUAGCAGAGGGGCCACAGGUAAAUAUUACUUAUGGUCAUGUCCCUUUGCAAGUUACUGGUGGUUAGUAAUCAAUAAAGUAA
This is a messenger RNA of Morone saxatilis (striped sea-bass), 509 nucleotides long. Its product is annotated as mycophenolic acid acyl-glucuronide esterase, mitochondrial-like. Gene Ontology annotation, molecular function: palmitoyl-(protein) hydrolase activity; hydrolase activity, hydrolyzing O-glycosyl compounds. NCBI's taxonomy places the organism in Eukaryota, Metazoa, Chordata, Actinopteri, Moronidae. Gene Ontology annotation, cellular component: mitochondrion. The transcript is spliced from 3 exons. Bases 54 to 494 code for a protein of 146 amino acids. The record is from RefSeq and is a predicted model, not a curated record. Gene Ontology annotation, biological process: protein depalmitoylation.